Messenger RNA from Lepisosteus oculatus (spotted gar), 3812 nucleotides. NCBI's taxonomy places the organism in Eukaryota, Metazoa, Chordata, Actinopteri, Semionotiformes, Lepisosteidae. The record is from RefSeq and is a predicted model, not a curated record.
UUUAGCUUUCUGAAUAUCAUAGGAAAGAUAUAACAAUAUACAUUAUUCUGUAUUUAAUGUAAGUACUGAAGCACUGUUUUUUCUGUGUUUUUACCUAUGUACUGUUUAUCUGUUUUGUACAGCACUUUGACCUGGAAGAUGAUGUAUACAAUAAAUGAUUAAUUGUAGCUAUUGUUGUUGUUUUCAGCCCGACUAUGCUGUUCAGAGCAACGCCUUAUACAAGAAACCAACGGGAGUAGCGUGGCACAUCAAACGGGAAAUGGUUCUUCUCUGACAGGAAAUGGAGAUGCUGCAACUCAGUCUGGUGGGAUACAGACGUGAAAUAUCAAGGAAGACCAGCAGGAUUUGCAAACAGUGCCAGUGUGACGGACGUCUGCAGACUCGGGGCAUCUUAGAACAUCUAGGCAGUCUAAGGAGCUUGGCGGUGCCUGCAUACAUCACACAGGCCUCUAUUAGCAAUGCAGAGCAAACACGACAGUGAGGAGACCUGCUGCAUGGACAUGUCGUACCUCGGGGUCAGCUAAAAACAUCACAAGUGGUUUCUUCCGAAAACUGAAGUGAAGCUCUGGAAUUGGGACAGUGAAGGUGGCAUGCCCAGAUCAGCGCAACUCAGCCGUACAGAAGCCAAGGAUGCAAUAAUUAGACCUUAGAUUGUUACACAGUUCCGUGUUGGGUGUGCUCUUUUUCAAUCUAUGCAAGACAUGGACUGAUUGAGUUACACAUUUCAAACUGAAUCAGUUUAUCCCACCUGUUUUGAGCUGGAUGUGGACUCACAACUCAUUCAGCUUGUGACCAAAACUAUUGCACAACCAUGUCAUUUAUCAGCUGACAAACUGUGGGACUGAAACGUGAGUUCACUCCAUAACUCUGGAGCGUUAACUGAACCUGGGGGCUUGAGGGAUGUGAAACAAUAUAUGUUCAGCAUUAACAUUAAGAAGAGAAAGAUCUCGGCUUGUUUCGUAGUUCCAUGGUGUUUUUAUCUGGAAAAUAGAAUUGGACCAAGUCAUGUUUAAAGGAUGUGAUGUGACAAAGGUGUAAUGCAUUUCCAGAACCUAGGAACCCAAUUAUAUUCCUGGUGACCCACACACCUGUUGGUUUGUGUUCCAGCCAGUUACACUCAGAUGCUUCGUUGAAAUAAUAAUAAUGACUUGUGACUAGAAACAAGAUGCAAAUAUUCAAUUAAAGCUACUCAGCAGAUCACGUAAUGCUUUGGUUAUCUUUUUAUCAAUAAAUACUAUUAGGUGGGAUGGAAUUGACACCAGGAGGUGUGUGGGUCAGCAGGACCAGGACUGGGACCCAGAGCUGUGUUGUAUUGAAAUAACAUGUAAUCUGCUGCUUUUGUAUAAAGUUAAACAUUUCAGUCAUUUUCUUAUUUCAAGUUUUUAAUACAUGUGUUAACAUUGUAUGCCCUGUGACCAGGCUGUCACAGAAUUUUUAUGAACACGAUUCAUUGCUGAAAAACCAUCUUGUGAUUCAUCACUGGCAGAUGAGGUGUGUGGAGAAAGUAGAAGGGACACAAGCAAAUGGACACAAUCAAAACUCAAGCCUUUUACAUGAACACAAGAACACAAAUCCCUGACCAGGGUGGCUGUGAUUGUCGUGUUUUACUGUCUCAGCUGAUCAGUCCUGGUCAAGCCUUUGUUCAUGUCAUUCUUUUGUGUUGUUGGUGACUACAGGUUUAUAUAGUAACAUGAGAAUCAGUAAUUGGUUGAACCUGAACACGUGGGAAGAGCAUUUUUUAAUUGUGUGUCUGUGUCCUGUGUUGAUUGCUGAUGUUUAUGUGGAGAGUUAUUGGAUAGUUUGAGGAACAGUAACUAUUUGGUGCUCUUAAUUUGGUUCACUGUGUUUAAUUGGGUUCAUUAUUGUAUCUGUAUCCUUUUAUACUAUGACACUAAUAUGAACCAACUGUCCUUGACAACAUUAGAAUGGGCCCAUUGUGCUCUUUGUGUCACUAGAAGCUCAGUGAUCCCAAAAUCCAUUAGAGAUCCCAGUGAUCCAUCAAACUCAUUUUUCAAGUAUCCCAUGGAGUUAGACUGAGGUUACAUUAAGUAAUUUUACUUUCACAAAUCAUUAAGGAAUGUAAUUCAGAUGAGUUACUAACAAAAUAGAUGCUAGCUCAACAAGACCAUGUUUCUGAGUUGCAGAAAUCUGUUCAGAAAUUGUUUACAGGCACAAUAUCCAUUUUGGUUUCUGAAAUAUUCAAUGAUCUGUGAAUGCUGAAUUGUGAACUUCAUAUUUUGGGUAGUUUUAUAACUUUAUUAUAUUUUUUUUUUGUUUUAUACAGCUGAUAGAAUUACUUUAAAAAGUCUUCACUUUUUUUCAGUCCAGUCCUUAUUGAAAUUGUAGGAGCCAAAGUAAUAGAUUUUGUCACCUGACGCGCACGCACCACAAAGUAGCCAUUCUAAAAUAUAUUUAUAAAUAUAAUUUUCUCAUUUGUGAUUUAUUAUACAGUACAUGUACGUCUCAAGUCUUUUAAACGUUUUUGACGUUUCAUAUUGGCGGAGCGCCAUCUGUCGGUACCUUUAGUACUGAAGGGACGCACAAUUUGUAUGUCAGAACAGGAAAUACAAUUUAUAAUUGCACCAUUCGCCGGUAAUAUUCAUUUUAGAGAUUAAAUGAAGCAGAUUAAUUCAGUUAUACAAGCAUAACGUGGAUUAUGAAAACAAACCUGUGAUAGUAUAAUGUUACAUUUAAAUAAUCAAGGAGUUUCCCCGAUAAACCCCUGACCCUUAAGAAUUUCCAUCGCAGAUUGACAAUGUCCCAAUUCUCUCUGUAUAAUUCCUUUAUGUUUCUAUAGAAACAGUAAUUUUUUUGUUUUUUUGGGGGGUAGGAACUUUUAGGAUAUUUUCGUAAGGAAUCAAGCUUCUCCAUAGGUUAACCUCGUGGUUUAUUCGGUGUAAAGCUCUCGGCGAUAACCUGCACUUGUUCGUAUCAAAACUAAUUUUGUUAGUGAAAGCAAAACCUAAACAACCUUUAUAGUUUCAAUUUCUCCAGAAACUCAAGUAAGCAAGGAUGAAUUUGGCAGAUAAAUUGUUUUUUCUACUGAAUACAGCAGCAGUGCUAUUUCUACUUGUUUCAACUAACAGCUCCUGUGGCCCUAGAGAGUACAGGAUCGCUAACCAGUGCUGUCAGAAGUGUGGACCAGGCAGUCGUGUUUCCCAGCACUGCUCUCCACAAAACAGUGAUACAGAGUGCACCAGCUGUUCCAACAGCACAUACAUAGAUCACCCCAAUGGCUUGACAAAGUGCUUAGACUGUAAAGUCUGUGACUCAGAGCUGGGUCUUUUUGUGAAGUCCCCCUGCACCAAAGUGAAAAACACUGUCUGCCACUGCUUGAAAGACUUCUACUGUGUGGACGGCAGCAGUGAAGAAUGCCACCUGUGUCCUAAACACUCCGUCUGUCAGCCAGGACAGUGGGUUAAGCAGAAUGGAACAGCUAAAUCUGACACCAUUUGUGAAGAAUGCCCUACUGGCACAUUUUCAGCAGAAGAAAUGUCAUUAUCAUGCACACCCUGGACUGUGUGUUCAGGUGGUGUCCUGUCUAGAGGAAAUUCAACCACUGACGUAAACUGUAAUGCAUCCGUAUCAAGACAGCAUACCAUACUUGUUGUUUUCAUAGUUGUUGUUCUGGUUUUACUUGUAUUUUUGAUGUACAAACUAAAAACUCAGAAGUCUUAAUUAUGUGCUUUCAAAGCUAUUUAAAUAUAUUGUAAAGAGAUUGUGUGACAUAAAGUAAUGUACCUCAACAGUCAACAUCAUUCUUGAAUAGAAUUGUAUCCAUGAACACAGUCAUAAAUAGUGCAUGAAUACCC